GGCAGGUGUCGGGCACUUCCGCAUCCGCGUGACGCACAGCGCGUGUUUCCGAGGUAACGGGCUUGCUCUGUACCAGCGCUGUGUAGAGACGGCGACAGGGCUGUAGAGGGGGAUUCUGUUUUCCGUAACAGAUAUCCGAGUCCAUUUGUGGGAUUUUUAGCGCUUGGAUCAGGCGUCGCUGAGACGGAGAGUCCCUGCUAAAGUGGCAAUAUGCUGAAUAUGUGGAAAGUCAGGGAGCUGGUGGAUAAAGCUAACGUGAUGCUUGAUGCAGUAAUCAGUGGGAGCGCAAUGGAUAAGGCUCUGGACUAGAGAUCUGAUUGUGAGUUCAAGUUUGAAUCCCAGUUUCCCUUUGGGACUUUGACUUGGCUCUCUGACAUGCUUGUGCAUUGGGGUGAAUCUGCAUCGGGACACAGCUUAUGAGUACCAAUGUGGUGAUGAACUAUUCAGAGAUAGAGUCCAAGGUUCGAGAAGCCACCAAUGAUGACCCUUGGGGCCCCUCUGGUCAGCUUAUGGGCGAGAUAGCCAAAUCCACAUUUAUGUAUGAGCAGUUCCCUGAGGUGAUGAACAUGCUGUGGACCAGAAUGCUGAAAGACAACAAAAAGAACUGGAGAAGAGUUUACAAGGCCUUACUACUACUAGCGUACCUCAUCAGAAACGGAUCAGAACGAGUGGUUACGAGUGCCAGAGAACACAUCUAUGACCUGCGCUCUCUGGAAAAUUAUCAUUUUGUAGAUGAAAAUGGGAAAGACCAGGGUAUCAAUGUACGGCAGAAGGUCAAAGAAAUGGUGGAGUUUGUCCAGGAUGACGACAGGUUACGGGAGGAGAGGAAAAAAGCAAAGAAGAACAAGGACAAAUACAUCGGAGUAUCAUCAGAUGGCAUGGGAGGCUUCAAACAAAGUAACUCGGGAGAGCGCUUUGACUCUGAGUCUAAAAGCAAGUGGGAUGAAGACUGGGAGAAGAGCAAAAGUGGCUUUCCUUUCAGUGAGAAGCUCGGCGAGAUCAGCGAUAAGAUUGGCAGCACCAUCGAUGACACCAUUAACAAGUUCCGCAAGAAAGAAAGAGAUGACUCUCCCGAUCGAAUCAGUGACAAUGAGGAGGACAGAAUAUCGCAGAACGGUCGGCCGGCAAAGUCUGAGUUCAAGGAUGAGGAGGAGGCGGUGACACCCAAGAGUGCACAGGUGAUGCAGGCCACUGAGGGUACCACUACCAGCAGCACCACUACACGCAAACGGGGUGGAAUGCCCUCCAAAACGGUGGAUUUGGGCGCAGCUGCGCAUUACACAGGGGACAAGAACAGCCCAGAUGCAGACAAUACAAAGACCCCAGGCAGUCAAUCUUCCAGUGGAGGGCUUUCAGAUUUGCUUGUAGUAGACUCUGAAGCGACUCAGCCAGCACCUUCAGGUGGGAGCUCAGACCUCAUUGCUGACUUUGCAGAUUUUUCCUCCCCAGCUGCUUCUGCUAGUCUCCCUCCAGCUGCUGGAUCAGUAUCAACUGGCAAUGGAGAGUUUGGUGACUGGAGCGCCUUCUCAUCAGCCAGUCCACCUGCGUCUACAGCCUCGUCUGCUCUCCCAGAUCUUUUCAGUGAUGUUCCAGCCUCCACCCAACCACCUUCCGCUGACCUUUUUGACCUGAUGGGCCCUAAUCAAAGCGGUCUGAAUGCCUCCCAAAGCAUGACCUUCACUAUGUCCCCCCAGAGCACAGGGUUCUCUAUGUCCAGAUCACAGACUCUAGGGGGGCCUGUGCACAGUUUAGCAGGUCCUUUGUUGCCUCAGCAGAUGGGAGUUCAGAAACCAGGAGGAAAAACCUCAAUGCCUGCCACGUGGUCUGACCCAAGCGUCAACAUCAGCCUGGACUUUCUGUCUAUGGGCAUGAACCCUCCCAAGCCUUCACAACCUAGCCUCAACACUAUGAUGCAACAAGGUGUCCAGCCACCUGUGAACCUGGUCGCCCAGAACUUUGCUGGAAUGACACUUAACACCCAGCCUGUGCCUGCUAGACCAGCCAUGAACCCUGUGAUGGCAAGUGGAAACAUGGGCAUGGUGAUGCCCCCCACCAUGGCAACAGGUAACAUGGGAAUCGGUUCCAUGGUCAUUGGAGGAAUGCCUGCCAAUCAGGGUUUAAUGGGAAUGAACAUGGCGUCUGCUGGUUUGGGCCUCCCAGGUGGCCUUGGCGUGUCCAGCAUGACCAUGGGCCAGGGCAUGAGCUCUGCCAUGUUACAACCCAAACCACAGGCCUUCCCUAACUUUGGCAACUUUGGACAAUGAAGGAAAAACAGCGCUGAAAAGAAAUGGUCCAAAAAUACCUUCUUAAUUAACAGAAGGAGCUGCAUCCAGUAAAGUGGACAAAACUGACAAAACUAUCCAGUGUCUGGACCCUUCAAUCAUUUAAUGUCAUAUGUUAACAGAUGUUUGGGGAGUGUCUAAAAUCUGUUUUCUUUGAGUGAGGGAUGGGUGAUUGAGGAUGGAAUGCUUUUUUUGAUAAGGUACGCUAAAAACUUUUAUGGUCUGGGAUGUUUGCCAGUGGCUGGUUAAAUGCAAAGAUCACUUUUAGAUGUGUGUUUAUUUGCCCUGUCAUUUUCACAUACUCCCUCUCCCCAUUUUAAACCCAUUUAAAUUCAGGAAUUACCUCAACUUCCACUGUUCAUGCUGUGACUAAAAUGCUGCGAGUGAUUGGUUUUGUAAAUAUCUUUUUUUUUUUUUUUUUUUUCCAUUUGUGAAGAAGAAAAUAACUAUAAAUUAUUGCAUUGUUUUAUGGAGUUCUCAGAUGGUAUGCAGGGAACAAGCUCAGAAAGUCAAAGGAGUAGCACAAGUUCUUAAUUCGUUUCAUUUGUAUUUCCUUGUUUUUACAGCUAAUCCAUUACAUUCACACUCCAACAAACAAACUCAUCAUUUAUGUUACUGUACAAUGGUUUGUCUUUGUCUCACAGAAUUAGAAUAUGAAGGCUGUUUUUUAUUUGACUUACAGUUUUAUUAGAUUUGAGGAUAUAAUGUUCUGAUUGUAUAUAACAAUGAAGAAAUCUGGGGAAAAAUGUUAUGCUAUACCAGUAUAGAUAGUGAACAAACAUAUAAAAGGUGAUGAUAUUGGGUCAUGUGGUUACAUUCCUGUUCCACCCCUAGCACUGAUGUCAAUGGCAGAGUGAGAGUCUAAUCUGGAAUGUAAAGAUUUUGCAAAAAGUUGGGAGUUACAUUUGGCUUACUCUGAUUUUUUUUUUUUUUUUUUUUUUUUUUUUUAAAUGAUGCAAUGUCACACUAGGGCACUUUGUACUGGUGGAAGUAGUAUUGCAGCUCUAAUGAAUAACCACUUGAAUUGUUUCUAAUGCCUCAUAAAACUCAAAACUAACAUGCAUGAAAUGGACUAAAGUGUUUUAAAGUGCAUCUUUUCAUGGAUCACCUCAGAUCAGUGUUAACACUCAUUGUGUCUGUCACAGGAUGGCAUGUCAACUAUAGGGUCAAUGGAGGAAAUGUCAACUCCAAACGAAGUUUGUCACUUUUUUUUUUUUUUUUUAUUAUUAUCUUUUGUUCUUUCCCCCUCCCAUUUGCUGCUGUACACAGGUGAACAGAGCCCUCCAUUCCACACCAAGCUGUUGUUUUCAAAAAUGACCAAAUCUUUAUUUUAAUACUGUUAAGAUGAUUCUAUAGGGGUUUAGUUUCUUAUUUUAAUACUUUACCAUUAUACAAAUCCUGUGCAUAUUAUGGUGUCGGCAUGGGCCCAUUGAGAAAACACUAGGUGCUUGUAAAGAGAGUGGGGGAAAAAAUCAAGAUCAAGCGCCUCUUUCAUAAAAUUGUUUCUUUUGGAAUUUAAUUUUUGGACUUGAUUGUAUUCAAUAAAAAAAAUUAUGUAUGACAA
Pangasianodon hypophthalmus (striped catfish) is the source of this 3846-nucleotide messenger RNA. It is a transcript of the gene clint1b, whose product is annotated as clathrin interactor 1b. Gene Ontology annotation, molecular function: phospholipid binding; clathrin binding. Gene Ontology annotation, cellular component: clathrin vesicle coat; endosome; plasma membrane. The record is from RefSeq and is a predicted model, not a curated record. NCBI's taxonomy places the organism in Eukaryota, Metazoa, Chordata, Actinopteri, Siluriformes, Pangasiidae. Gene Ontology annotation, biological process: endocytosis. The transcript has 13 exons. The coding region runs from base 417 to 2264 and encodes 615 amino acids.